UUUCAGAAUUAAAAAUGGCGGAGGGUGGAAUUGAAGAAAGGUUGGGAAUGAAUGAACAAAUAAAGGAUACAGAAGGUUCCAAACCUGAGGAUAAGGUUGAAGGGCCGGUUGCUUCUCCGACCUGUAUCAUAGUCCUGGGAAUGGCAGGAUCGGGUAAAACCACAUUUGUACAAAGACUCACAUCAGAUCUGUACAAGGGAACGGUUCCUCCGUAUGUAGUGAACCUAGAUCCUGCGUGUAGAGAGGUUCCGUAUCCGGCAAAUAUUGAUAUCCGGGAUACGGUCAACUACAAGGAGGUUAUGAAACAGUAUCAGCUCGGACCCAACGGAGCUAUCGUCACAAGUUUAAACCUGUUCGCUACAAAAUUUGACCAGGUGUUAGAUCUUGUAGAGAAAAGAUGUAAGGAGAAACCUACAGAAUACGUUGUCUUUGAUACUCCAGGUCAAAUCGAGGUUUUCACUUGGUCAGCCUCCGGUAAUAUUAUAACAGAGGCCCUGGCCUCCAGGUAUCCAACUGUAAUUGUCUACGUAAUGGACUCCGCCAGAUCUACCAACCCUGUAACCUUCAUGUCUAAUAUGUUGUACGCCUGCUCUAUCCUAUACAAAUGCAAGCUUCCCUUCAUCGUAACGAUGAACAAGAUCGAUAUCGUGAGCAACAACUACGCUGUAGAAUGGAUGCAGGAUUUUGAGGCUUUUCAGGACGCACUCUCCGGAGAAACGUCCUAUGUAUCAAACCUUGCUCAAUCCAUGUCUCUGGCUCUAGACGAGUUCUACAGCAACCUUAUCUCCGUAGGUGUCUCCGCUAUGACCGGAGAAGGGAUGGAUAAGUUUAUCGCUGCUGUUGAUAGAGCAAGGUUGGAGUAUGAGAACGAGUAUAAACCAGAAUAUGAUAGGUUGCUCCUGGAGAAUCGUGAGGUGAAGGAGAAACAAUCCGUCCCUCCUCCGAAAGGACUCUGUCACACUAAGAGAGCAGAGGUUGAACUUCCGGCGAAUAUUGCUAAUGAUGUUUACCUCCGUCAUCCAGGGGACGAGGAGGAAGAGUUCGAAGAGGAAAGAUAUGAUGAUGAUCAUGAGGUGGAGAGUAGAGAAGCAGACAGUUUUAAUAAUUAUAUCUCGAGCAGAGAAACUAAAAUAUUAAAACAAAUAAACGCGUCCAACAAACCUUAGAUUAAAUACUGAUCAGCCUGAUCAAUGUGAUAUUUAUUUUCAGA
Messenger RNA from Eurytemora carolleeae, 1210 nucleotides. RefSeq names its product GPN-loop GTPase 1. Lineage: Eukaryota; Metazoa; Arthropoda; Copepoda; Calanoida; Temoridae. The transcript has 4 exons. Bases 15 to 1166 code for a protein of 383 amino acids. The record is from RefSeq and is a predicted model, not a curated record. Gene Ontology annotation, molecular function: GTPase activity.